AUGUUUUCAAGAGCAUUCGGCACCAGCAACAUCAACCGUCUAACUCACACAAUAUCAACGCGCCAGGCAAUGACCAUGUCGCGAAGUCUCUCCUCACUUCCAAUUUCUGUGCAGGUGUCACCUCGGGAGGUAGCUUCUCAAAAUCUGACCUGGCGAAAUCUAGAGAUUGCAACAAGAGCCCUUCAUCGAGACGGGCUUGUGGUACUCGAGGAUGUGAUCGAUCAUUCUAAGCUGGACUUUUUAAAUGAGAAGAUGCUGGAUGAUGCCCGAACUUUGCAAGCAGCGGGUGAUGCAAGUCCAUAUAAUUAUAACAAAGGCAACAUCCAGCAGGAUCCGCCGCUAACAAAGCAAUAUUUCGACUCCAGCAUCAUCAUAAAUUCAUUGGCAACUCAGGUGACAGCUUCAGUUCUCGGACCUAAGCCUAGGCUAUCUUUCGCGUCUGGGAAUAGCGCUCUGCCGCCGACUCCAGAGUCUCCACCCCAGUCGCAGCCAGUUCACUCCGAUGCAGACUUCAAUCAUCCUCAGAGCCCUUUUGCAUUGGUUGUGAACGUCCCCUUAGUUGAGAUGACCAAGGAGAACGGCACCACAGAAGUGUGGCUCGGCAGUCACAUCAAUGCAUCUGCGGCCUCACAAGAGGGGAAGCAGGGGGAACGAGCGAGUGGCAGGAUCAGAGAGGAAUUCUUGGCAGAACGCAGGCAAGAGAGACCACCAUCUCAGCCGACAGUUAAGAAGGGCUCGGUCGUUAUCCGUGAUCUUCGAUUGUGGCACGCUGGCAAACCGAACUACACCAAUAAUACAAGGGUCAUGUUGGCUAUGAUCCAUUUUGCGCCAUGGUUCCGUAAUGCUAUGGAGAUUGAGGUCUCGGAAGACUUGAUCCCAACAUUGGAAAAGGAAGAAAGUAACCUCCAGAUCCAGGCCAAGUUCGUGCCAGAGAAGUUUCUUAUGGAUGGUUAUCUGAAUCGUGGAUAUGGCAACGCAUAUAAUUUCGAUCAGCAAGACCCAGUGGAGGGAAUUUUCUGA
Venustampulla echinocandica is the source of this 1020-nucleotide messenger RNA. Its product is annotated as Phytanoyl-CoA dioxygenase family protein. Lineage: Eukaryota; Fungi; Ascomycota; Leotiomycetes; Helotiales; Pleuroascaceae. The transcript is spliced from 3 exons. The record is from RefSeq and is a predicted model, not a curated record. The coding region runs from base 1 to 1020 and encodes 339 amino acids.